AUGGAUUCCAUUGGAAUACAGGACUACGUGCAACGUUUGUCUACGUUCACGCAAUUCUUGUCUCCGGCACAAACUGGAAUACAGCAACGGGAGAUGUUCAUACCCACUGAACUUCUAAACUGUUCGCACGUAUUCAUUCGAAUUGAUGCGGUACGUAAACCGUUACAACAGCCUUACGAAGGACCUCUUGUCGAGUUACGAAAAGUUCUUCAAGGUUGA
Messenger RNA from Echinostoma caproni, 219 nucleotides. The record is from the annotation of a GenBank genome assembly. Lineage: Eukaryota; Metazoa; Platyhelminthes; Trematoda; Plagiorchiida; Echinostomatidae.